Apus apus (common swift) is the source of this 1668-nucleotide messenger RNA. RefSeq names its product solute carrier family 22 member 18 (gene SLC67A1). The record is from RefSeq and is a predicted model, not a curated record. Bases 307 to 1605 code for a protein of 432 amino acids. Gene Ontology annotation, molecular function: transmembrane transporter activity. NCBI's taxonomy places the organism in Eukaryota, Metazoa, Chordata, Aves, Apodiformes, Apodidae. The transcript has 10 exons. Gene Ontology annotation, biological process: transmembrane transport.
UUUCACCCUAAGCAGGUCUUUUACUGAUGAUCCUUGAAGCAAUGACCCCACCUGGGACAAGGCUGAAGAAGGAGAUCCAUGAUACCGUGCCUGUUUACCUUUGAACCAGCCUGGCAAGUAAGGCAAGGGGAGGAAAAAAAACCAAAGAAAGGAAAAAUCAAUCCUCAGCUCACUGACUCAGCACCUUUCACACUGUAAGCUUUGAACUGUAAACACAGCUUCUGAACCUUCCCUAUGCUUCACGUUCCCUGCUAGAAAGCAUUUUUGUGCCACUUCUCAGCCUGUCAGCCUGCACUAAGUUACUCCAUGAGCACCAUGAAUGCAAAAACCAGCACUGGAGGUGAGGAAGAAGCCCCAGGAAUGAGGAGCAAGACCCUGGAGGAGAGCAGCCACUCAGGGGAGAUCAAGAGAGGACAAGUGAUCCUUGUUGCCUACCUGAUUACAACCCUAGAAAUGACCUUCCUCUUCAUGCAGAUGGGAGUCAUGCCUUACUUGGCAAAGAGCCUAGGUUUGGAUUCAGUAGGGUUUGGCUACCUCCAGACAACCUUUGGUGUCCUCCAGCUUGUGGGAGGUCCCAUUUUUGGAAGGUUUGCAGACCAAUUUGGGACCCGAGCUGCCUUAGUUCUCUCCUGUGCAUCUGGAAGUGCCUUCUUCCUGCUCAUGUCCAUCUCCACCAGCAUCCCCCUCCUCUUUCUCUCUAGGCUGCCAGCAGUGUUCAUGCAUGGGCUACCAGGUGCUCAGAAGCUUAUUACAGACCUGACUUCUCCUUCUCAACGCGCUGAUGCUUUGGGGAAACUGGGUCUUUGCUUUGGAGUAGCCAUCAUCAUUGGCUCUGCCCUGGGAGGUGUCCUCUCCACCAAAUUUGGCGUUUUUGUUCCUACAUAUGUUGGGCUGGUGGGAAAUCUCAUAAAUACCAUGAUAGCAAUGGUUUGGAUCCCUUUGCAGGCUAAACCAACAUCAGACCACAAUGUGACAGGGCACAGCACAUCACAGGCUGGCAGCAUGUUUAGCAUCAGAGAAAUCUUACGCCUGAUGAAGUUUCCAGGAGUAACGGAAGUUUUCAUAGUCAAGGUCUUUGCUGCACUUCCUGCAGGUUUGUUCCUGAUUAUGUUUUCUAUCAUCUCUAUGGAAUUCUUUGGCUUGGAAGCGGUGGAGUCUGGAUACCUGAUGUCAUAUUUUGGUGUCCUUCAAAUGGUUGUGCAGGGUCUGGUUGUUGGAAAACUCACCAACCACUGCACGGAGAGGACCCUGCUCAGGCUCAGUGUCUUCGUCUUUGCUGGUGUGGGCCUUGGCAUGGCCCUGAUGAGGACUGUGUGGCACUACUGCAUUGUUGCCCUGCCACUGGUGUUUGCCUUCAGCGUGCUGGCCACCAUCACUGACAGCAUCCUCACCAAGGCUGUCCCCUCAUCUGACACAGGUACCAUGCUUGGGAUCUGUGCCUCGGUGCAGCCCUUGACCCGGACAGUGGGCCCAACCAUCGGCGGUGUUUUAUACAAACAAUUCGGAGUCUCUUCCUUUGGCUAUUUACAGUUAAUUGUCAACAUAGGUUUGUUUGUUUACCUCUUAAAGAGUAAAAUCCCCUUGAAAGAGCUGAGAAGCCAGUAAUUCAAUUGCCAGGAAGCAACCCCCUUACGGUUUCCAUAGAAAUAAAGGUGUUCUGGAGUUUUA